Molecule: messenger RNA, 617 nt
Organism: Klebsormidium nitens
Lineage: Eukaryota; Viridiplantae; Streptophyta; Klebsormidiophyceae; Klebsormidiales; Klebsormidiaceae
Source: the annotation of a GenBank genome assembly
AAGUCGCCGCCAUUUACUUCGCCACUUUCAUCCUCAUCCUCAUUCCUCUCUACAUCGCGGCCGUCCUGCUCACCCUCCCCCUCUGGCUCCCUUUGGUGGCGGCCUUCUUAGCGUUUUGUGGCGCCUUUGUGACGCACCUCCUGAGUAUGGUCGCCGUCUUCUCUUUCGGAGCCUGCUGGAUAUACUCCGGGCACAGAAUCCACCGGGGAGCAUUGACCCCGAAGCAAUUGGACGGUCCGGAAGAGCCGCCGAUCGUACUCGAGAUUCCUCCGGCCUUGUCAAGCUUCGGAGAGAUGCUUGAGUGUCCCAUCACCCGGCAAGUCAUGCACGACCCGGUGAUCGCAACCGACGGCUUCACCUAUGAGCGCUCGGCGAUUGCCGCGUGGCUCGCCCGCAGUUCCACGUCGCCCAUGACCAACCUGCCACUGUCCGGCGAUUUCCGGCGGUUGAUCCCAAAUCGGACGGUGAAGGCACAAAUCGCGGAGUGGCGGAACGUUCAGGAGAAACGGGUGGAAGCGCAGAAGACAGGCGUUGCGCUGCGGCUUUUGAUCAAGCAAGUUGUUUCGGUUGCUGGAAACGUUGAUACACUACUGUUCGGCUUUUUGGAAGAGCUGUGA